Messenger RNA from Malania oleifera, 891 nucleotides. RefSeq lists its product as uncharacterized. NCBI's taxonomy places the organism in Eukaryota, Viridiplantae, Streptophyta, Magnoliopsida, Santalales, Ximeniaceae. The transcript is spliced from 3 exons. The record is from RefSeq and is a predicted model, not a curated record. Bases 1 to 891 code for a protein of 296 amino acids.
AUGCUCAGAGCGUGUAGCCAACAGAAGAGUUAUGCCGACCAUCGCCGCAAGAAUUUAGAGUUUGAUGUAGGUGAUCAUGUAUUUUUGAAGAUAGCUCCGAUGAAAGGGGUUAUGCGAUUUGGGAGGAAGGGUAAACUUAGUCCUAGGUUUAUCGGUCCAUUUGAAAUUCUAGAUAAAGUGGGACUGGUAGCCUACAGGCUAGCUUUGCCACCUGUAUUGUCCAGGAUUCACAACGUAUUUCAUGUUGCUAUGUUGAGGAAAUACGUCCCAGACCCUUCUCAUGUCAUCAAUUAUGAUGAGUUGGAGAUUAGUGAUUCACUGGGAUAUGAGGAGGUACCAGUACAGAUUUUGGAUAGGAAAGUGCAAGAGCUACGUAACAGGACGAUUCCUCAAGUAAAAGUCUUGUGGAGGAAUCAUGCAGUAGAAGAGGCUUCUUGGGAGUCUGAGGAGCAGAUGAAGCAGAGGUAUCCGCAUUUAGUUGGACAUCCCCCCAAUACCGAACCUCCGCUGCAGAUCCCCAGCGCCGACCGCCCUCCUGUCGUCUCCUUCUCUCCCGUGCACAGGCGAAGGAUCACUCUCGGCUGCAGGUGCUUUCUCUCGGUGGGGAAGGGAUCUCUCACGACUGGUGAUGAAGAAGCCUCACGGCUCUGCAGGAGUCUCUCGCUUCUGGAGCAAAGGAAGCGUCUCCUCUGUUUGGGUGAAGGAGACUCACGGUUCUGCCAAAGAAGACGACUCGGCUCCGCUGCUGGAGGAAGACUCUCGCGGCUCUCCUUUCUGAACCUGCUGAAAACUGAAGUGUCAAGAACCCCUCAUGCGCUGCUGUUUUUCUUGAAGCUGCGAAGACGCCAAGAUCCAGCGCCUCUGCCCCCUGCUGUUCAAUUUUACAACUAA